AUGUACUAUAUCGACAGCCGGAUGCAGUUUUUGCGCAUUGAGCGCUUCGGCGGAACUGUUAUCGGAUGGCAUGGUGAGAUCCAGGAGUUUCUCAAGGCGCAGUCUAUGCACAAACUCUUCGACUUGCUGGAGGACUUCGUCCCCGCCUUCCUGGAGACUGUGGUAGCCAGUGACUUGGGCCUCUUCCAGGAGUUGGAUGGCUUCCACUACAGUCCUGUCGAGCGCAACACGUGUGUCUCGAUCCACUGCUUCCUGGACAAAAUCCAGGAGCAGUUCUCCAGCAUCCGGCACGCAGCCCUCCUGUACAACGCGCAUCUUGUGUACACCAACUUGCCGCUGGACGACAUGAGGGUCUUGUACAGCUACCUCGUGGCCUUCAACGGCGCAGUGGCCAGCCAAAAGCUGAACAAGCCGCCUUUCGGCCGCAUCCCUACGGCAGCCUCGCAGCCGGGCGGAGGCAGUUCCAGCUUCGGCCGGGCAUUCUUGCUGUCGGAAGAGGAUGACUUUCUCUUGGGCAUGUCUCGGCGCGGGAGCGGGUCGCCCGGCUUGAUUUGUACCUGCCCAAGAGGGGCCCCGGAGAAGAGCUGUUCGGGCAAAGAAGGGCACAUGGGCGAGAAGAAUGCCAGCCUGGACUUGGACCUGCAGGCGGUGGAGAACAUCCCUCGUGACACGCUGGUUGUCUUGCUGCGGCGGAAGGAUAAGGAGCUGAAGACGCUGCAGGGGAAGCUGGAGAAGCUUGAAGAGAGAUAUGUCAAGGUGGUGCGAUUCAACAAGAUUCUCAUGGAGGAUCGACAAUCAUUCCAGCGCUUUUGCCACGAGUUGCUGCCAGACUGCGACGGCGCUUUUGAGGAGGCCGCCGCGCAGGAGGCGCCCACCAACUUGCAUGAGCUGCUUCGUCAGCUGGCUGAGUGGAGACGCAACAUGGACUCUGCCUGCGAGGAUCGCAAGGUCUUCCAGCAGUUCUUGGAGCUGGUCUUCCCCGGUGAAGAUGUGGAGGUCUUCGGGAGGCCUGAAGCUUUGGAUCUCCUGCAGAAGAAGUGGAUACAGCUGGAGGAUUUGCACAACCAGUCCAUUGCCAGCAUCAACGCAAUGGCCCGCGAGCAGGCCUUGCAGCAGCAGGAGGAGCUCCUCUCAGCCCAAAAGGCAUGCCAGGAAGCGGAGCGCAAGAUCCAGGACUUGAAGGAGGAGCUCACCAGCAUGGCACGAGAGAAGGCGCAAGUGCUGAAGCAGAAGCUCCAUGGAAAAAGCCAAGGCUGGAACAACGAAGCUGUGGCUGAGGCAAAUGGCACCGACAGCGAGGUAGCAAGAGCACUCGAGGAGAAGGCCGCCGCAGAGCGCCGAGAGAGGGAGGCCUGGCAGUGCCUGGAGCGGCAGCGGGAGGCCAUGCAGGCGAUUCGGCGCCGUGCCGUCGGGAAGAAUCACAUCUUCACCUUCGGACCAAUCUAUAGCUUCGGCAUCUUCCUGCCUUUCAUAAAGGCAGACUUGGGCAUCUCCCUCACCGAGGUGUCGACUGUCAGCAGCACCAUGAACACCGCGCAGUUUGUUGGCUCUUUGUUGGCCGGCCUGGUGAUACCCAAGCGGCUUUCUCAUGUGCAAGUGGCUGUCUUCAGUGCUCUGUCUGUGCUGCUGGGCCUUUCGGCGCUCAGCUUCGCCCAGGCUGCUUGGCACGCUUAUCCUGCUGCGCUGGUGGCAGGCCUGGGCCUAGGCGCCUCCAACCUGGCGGGGCUCGUAGCGCUGAACGCAUCUGUGGGCCCAAGCCGGCGCGCCACCAUGGUGGGCCUGGCCACCUGCGGCACUAGUGUCGGCACGAUCCUGCUGCCGCAGUUCUACAACCUGCUUGCAGGCUCCCUGGGCUGGCGCUGGGCCAUGCGCAUCAACGCCGCAGCCUCCUGUGGUUUUCUCCUGGCCGCGGCGCCUUUCUUCUGGGUGGCGCCUGCAAAGGCCAGCACCGAGUCAAAGAACUCACUUCCAGCUGCAGCUGCCCAGGCGGUUCCGGUUGCCCAAACGCGGGCCAGGCGCUGCCAGCCUCUCAGGGACCCACGCUUUCUUUGCUGGUGGCUGGACAUGGCAGUUUGCUUCUUCGGGUACUUUGGGCCCUCAGUGCUGCUGGCGGAGUUCGCGCGCACGGAGCUGCAGUUGGCGCCGGAGGAUGCGGCCAACUGCUACACGUUGCUCGGGGUCUCCGCGCUCCUUACCCGGCUGUGCCUGGGGUUCAUCACCCACGCCUGUGGAGGUCCCAGACGCGUCCAUUUUGCCUCGCAAAUCCUGGCGGGGGCCAUGACCUGCUUAAUGCCAUUCUGCUGGAACUUUGAAUCGCUGCUCGUUUGGAGCGUGCUUUACGGUUUCAGCAUUGGCCCCGUGAUCGCCCUGAUCAGCGUGGUGCUGAGUGAGUUGUUCGGUACUCAGGCGUUGGCCCUGUACCACGGCAUCUCGCGCGUCGGUGUGGGCACUGGCAACAUGCUGGGGGUGCCUGUGAUAGGCCUGCUGACGGAGUCGCAGGGCUACGUCUUCGCACUGGUCCUUUCCGGCUGCGUGGUGAUUGCUGGCACCGGCUUCCUUGUCAUUUUGGAGGUGCUUCACAGACGGAAGCUGAGGAGAGAUGCACAGGACGCGGAAGUGUCAAUCUGA
Effrenium voratum is the source of this 2628-nucleotide messenger RNA. The record is from the annotation of a GenBank genome assembly. NCBI's taxonomy places the organism in Eukaryota, Dinophyceae, Suessiales, Symbiodiniaceae.